This is a messenger RNA of Serinus canaria (Common canary), 7636 nucleotides long. RefSeq names its product DnaJ heat shock protein family (Hsp40) member C5 (gene DNAJC5). The record is from RefSeq and is a predicted model, not a curated record. Lineage: Eukaryota; Metazoa; Chordata; Aves; Passeriformes; Fringillidae. Gene Ontology annotation, cellular component: membrane; presynapse; intracellular membrane-bounded organelle. The transcript has 5 exons. The coding region runs from base 329 to 925 and encodes 198 amino acids. Gene Ontology annotation, biological process: regulation of synaptic vesicle cycle.
CUGGUUCAAACCACAGAGGCCUUGAUUCUAUGUUUUUAAAUAUUUGUUAUUUAUUUUGACAGUUUAUCAAUUCUAAAGACAAAUAUUUACAUAGUGGGGACUUACUUGGUACUUGUGGUACAAAUAUUUAUAAAACACUUCUGUGUUUUUGCCUGCCCAGUAAUGUGAUGAUAAUGAAUCCUCAACUUCAGAAUUGGUGAACAACUAAUUUGCUUUUGUUUUUUCUUUAGGAGAAUCAGUUUUAGAAGUGUUUGAAGAUUUCUAUCACUUACAAUAGAAUAUUCAAAAUAGACACCAGGGGCCAGUUCUCUCCUCAGGUUAGCUCGAGAUGGCAGACCAGAGGCAACGCUCGCUCUCUACCUCUGGGGAGUCCUUGUACCACGUGCUGGGGCUGGACAAAAAUGCCACUUCAGAUGAUAUCAAAAAGUCUUACAGGAAACUGGCAUUGAAAUAUCAUCCUGAUAAAAACCCUGAUAAUCCAGAGGCAGCAGAAAAAUUUAAAGAGAUCAAUAAUGCCCACGCAAUAUUGACCGAUGCCACAAAGCGGAACAUUUACGAUAAGUAUGGGUCUCUGGGGCUCUAUGUAGCAGAGCAGUUUGGUGAAGAAAAUGUGAACACAUACUUCGUGCUGUCCAGCUGGUGGGCAAAGGCCUUGUUUGUGUUCUGUGGGCUCAUCACAGGCUGCUACUGCUGCUGCUGUCUGUGCUGCUGCUGUAAUUGUUGCUGUGGAAAGUGUAAACCGAAACCCCCCGAAGGCGAAGAGCAGGAAUUCUACGUCUCUCCAGAGGACUUGGAGGCACAGUUGCAGUCAGAUGAAAGGGAGGCCUCAGACGCACCUAUUGUGAUACAGCCAGCAUCAGCCACAGAGACAACCCAGCUCACAGCUGACUCGCACCCCAGCUACCACACUGAUGGAUUUAAUUAAGUUAAGGAAACACUGUCAUUAGAAUGGAUAAAAAAAAAAAAAUACAUGGCCAACUCAACACUAGAAUCAUGAACAUUAGAAGUAGAGAAUGGGGAGGGGGAAUAAUUCUGCCACAGUAAGAGGGCAGCUUUCCAACCUGCCGAAAAUAUUUUGUAAUCCCUUCAGCCUUUUGUCACCUUUCAGUGUCGUAUCUCAACGAUACGUGAAGUGCUGUAGCAUGCAGUAUUUAAAGCAGUUUAGCUACGGUCUUAUUUGUUUCCUUCUUUUUUUUUUUUUUUUUUUUUCCUCCUGUUUUGUUUUGUUUUUUGUUUUUUUAUAGCAUGUAUGGAGUUAUGUUAAAUGUCUGUGGUGUAAUGUAUUGAGUUGUCACAAUAUCAGUGCGGUGGAGACAUUCUGCAUUUUAAGCAGCAGUACUGGCCUAAAAAUGAGAUUUAAAAAGUGUCACAGAAGCCACUGUUCUUCUGUACAGCUGAGCUGUCGAAGACCUUUAGAAGUUGAGGAUUUUCAUUUGAGUGCAACAAACCAAUUCUUUCAUUCCUCCUCCUAUUCCUGCAUUAUUAUCUAAGCAAGUUUACAAAGCCAAGAACCAAAAAAUGCCAGUCCUGCAGAGCUGGAGUCCUCUCUAAUGCUGGUUUUCAGCUUAAAUAAAUCUACCUUGAAAAAUAAAAAGGGAGAGUUGCCAAUCUUUGAACAGUAAAUUGAACAGCUCGUUGUGUAUGAGGCGAUCUCCAGUGACAAUGGAACCAAAACCUACUGGGAAUGGGCUCCUGUGGUGGUGGCAGUGGGAUUUUAACUCCAAGCACAAUUCUGUUUUCAUUUGAGUUCAGUUGUUUUCCUGUAAUGCUAAAGACCAAAUAGUGCAGCUUUGUUUCUGAAUGCAUGAGAAUCUUAAAGUGAAACUGGUUAACUGGCUCUCACUGAGCAAAUGGUAAAAUGCAGACAGUAGGCAACAGCAGAAAUGUUUAAAAACAACUGGUGUUUAAAAAUUUGUUCUAAUAAUUUGAGACUUUAAUAGGCAAGUGUCUUUUUUUUAAAGCUUUUGUAAUACACUAACCCUUUAAUUUAAUUAACAUCUUUGUGGAGUACUUAAAUGGGUUUUAAAGAACAAACCACCUUUCUUUGUGUUUAUAUUGUAUAAUUUGCACAUUGUCUUGCAUUUAGAUUUGUUUACACCAUUGUUUCUCUUUUCUUUGGAACAACUACGAGGAAACCACUGAAAGGUUUCCUGUACUAUUUUGAAACCAAAUCAAGUCUGAAUUCUGUUCUAGAAACUGUGGUUUACUGAGGUUUAACUGUUAAAAAGGCAUUUUAGGCAGCUGCUGAAUUACUGGUGUAUUUUGUUGUCAAUAGUCCUGCUUUAGGUGAUCCAGAGUCAGAUCUAGAACAGCUCCAGAGAACCCACACUUGGCACUUUCAGUGGGUAAUUACAGCCUUGUUAAUUUUAAUUGUUACGGUUUUAUAUCACAAUGCCUCUACUGUCCCUUGUACCCCCAUCCCCCUGAUCUGUUUCCCCCUCUUUCUGUGGAGGGGCUGUUGGCACCUUCCCCCCGUGUCUGCUUCUCCUUCACCAGCUCCAGGUGGUGCUUUGAAGCAGGGUAAAGAUCCGCUGGUCUGCACAAAGACUGCCAGGAAAGGGCAGGGACCCAGAGAACUAUUCUGAAUAUAUUUUCCUGCUGUCUUUGCAUGAGCAACGUGAAAUCUGCCAUGAAACCAUGUUAAACGUGCUGGGUAGGAGAACAUGUUCUCCCCAAGGUCUCAGUGCUCAGUGAGGAGUGUUUGCAACCCAGAUUUUGCUGUGGCUGUUGGUACAAGCACAUAUUUGCCUGCAUGGGAGCUUGCUGCAGAUCAGCAUGAUUUUAGUACAAUAUCCAGCCCCCAAAAUUCCCCAAAAAAUCUGUUACUUUUAAUUUAUGGCUCGAUUUCAGCAGCACACUCCUUAAGUCAUUUCUUCUUUGCCCAUAGUCCUUACAGACCUGAAAUGUGGUGGUUUAGUGCUAGAUACUUUUAUCUUUCGACUUGGAUGGCCUUGAGGACAUUUGUGCAUGAUUUGGCUGGAGGUCCUUAUUUAGUUAAUGUCUUUCUUUGACCCCUUGUAACUAAAAGCCAUCUUUAGGCUUAAACCCAAUAUAAUUUUGUCUGUCCCUGUAGAUUUCUCCUGAAGCCUGUUCUUGGUGUAAAAUUGCACUCUGGAAUACGAUGGGGCAUGUGCAGGCUUUGUCCUCUCCACAUUUACUGGUUAAAAUUGCCUGCAUCUGCAAAUUGUGUUCUUGGUUAAAAAAAAAAAAAAGGUAUUGAGGUUUUUUGGCUUUGUAAAUCAAUGUGGCUCAUCAGGGCAAGUCAGUGAAUGAGGGAGGGGCUCUUUCCUGGAAGCUGUUCCGUUCCCUGUCCCUGUGUUCAUCUCAGUGGAUAAUACAGAGAUGGUUGUUGGGUGUUGCUCUGCAGCAGAGCAGCUUUGCCCCCAGUGCUGGGGGUUGGUUGUCACUGUUAAUUUGGAAUAAUGCUCUUAUUUCUUAACCUCUCUGGGCUGUUUCCAGAGAAUUGGAGAUGCUGCUGGGAAAUUGUGGCUCCACAGAGGUGUGUGACACACCUGGAAUCACUCUACAGGCUCCUGACAAGGGAACUGAAGUGUGGGCAGCACAUGAGGACCAGAGGCAGAACAGUUAUCUGUGGGGAAAGAUGACAUCCAGGAUAAGUUUGCAGUUCUAGAUCUUUGCUUAGCAAGGGAUGAGUUUGGAGAGAGACUGCUUUCCUGUUGGUUCUGUCUGUGGGUGGUGUGUGAACAGGAAAUUGGUCUGUUACAUGCCAGAGUGAUGUUAGAUGCUCCAAGGGAAACCGUUCUGAGAUCUCACUUACAGGGAAUGAUGGGAAAACAUAAUUCUAGAGGAGUAUUCAUGUUUUUUGAAGCUCUUUCAAGUCUGCCCAUGUUGCUGCUUAAUCUCUGAGUUUUGGAUCAUUGUGUAUUAGUGAAGUUCUUCUUGAACAAUGUAAGGAAGUGAUUUAAACAUUCCUUCUUUGAAGCCAAAACCGUGUCAUGGCACAUAAGUACAUUAAUGCCCACUUUUCCCCUCUUGAAGGGAGGGUGCAAGAGAACCCUGGGCUCUAACGCGAGUUGCACUUCAUAAUGGCCAAGUGGAAUCCUAGUAAAUGCAAAGUUCUAUUGGGAAUAAUGGUUUAAAAUCUGGCAGAGAAGCUCAGCCAGGAAUGCUGAGCUUGGGCAAGGGGAGUUGCUGCAGCCUGACCUGGCUUAGUGCAGAAUGUUUCCCUCCAAAAUCAACCCUGACCACUGUCCAUCUCAGUCCGGUGUUUUGCCAGAAUUAAAACUUGAGCUUGGAUUUUAUUUAUUUAUUUGUUUCUUUAAAGUUGUAUCAUUUGUACAAGUUGCCUGAGUCCUCCAUUCCAGUUGUUUGGCUGCCUCCAUCCAGCUCCUCCAACCUCUCCAGCACUGAUUUCCUUAGCACCUGUAGCUAAGGGUGAAUCCCAGCUGGAGAGUUUGGUGUUCAGGAUACUGAUUUAUCCCUGUGUUGCAUGGCGAGCCAUUCCUAGAUUAGGUGAGGAGGGAAAGCUGCUGCUGAGAGUGCUCAGGUGCCAGCUGUCCCUCCUGGCACAUGGAGCUGCUGGAAAAGGAGGUGCUGGAUCUGUCCUGCCCAUCCUCUCUAGGGAUGGGAACAUCCUAAACACACUGUACUGAAGGGGCAUUACACCCCUUAAAUGCCAGUCUCAUUUUGUUAGUGAUAUUUGUAGGAAAUUCUUAAAUAUUUAUCUGUAUAUAAAUAUAUGUAAGACCUCGUGGCAUCCCAUAGGGUGUCGGUUUUUGCUGGUCCCAUGCGGUGAUGUUUUAAAGCCAUGUUCCCUUUUUAGUCUUUUUUUAGAUUUGUAGUCUUUUAAAACUGCUUUAGAUAUUAGCACUCCUAGUGUUCUUAAAGUGGGAUCCUCUUGGAGGUUUGGAGGGACAGAACAGAGGAGGAGGGCUUGGGCAUGGUACAGAAACACUCAGUCCUGAAGCAGGGCUGUGGUCGGGGGAGUGCAGCUCUCCAAAACUUUCCUGUCAGCCUGUAAACACCUCACACAGGUGUAACCAGGGCAGGAGCCUGACAGAAAAACUAUUCCUGUCCCAUCUGUGAGGCAGUUUAGUGGUGUGGGAGGGACACCUGUGCACUCUGAGGGGCUGUUCCAGAGCAUUUAUACCAGGUACACUCCUUGAGAGCGGCACCUGCUUCUCUCAACUACUUUGUGCCCUUCCUCUGGUGCCCUUUGACCUUUUUGCCAAGUUCUGGAUAAUUUAGGAAAUUUUGCUGCAGGUUUUUUGUACCCAGUGCACCUGUAUCUUGGCAUCAUGUUUAACAGGUCACUCUGGCAGGGUGGUCUGGGCAGUUUGCAGCCCCCACCUCAUGUCAGUAAUUCCCAAUGGUGUUUAAAUGCAUUAAUCUUGGAGCACUGAACCGUAACCCCGCAGUUAUAGUUUAUAGUGUCAGGUCGAUAUAAACUUCACGUGCUUCAGCAUCUGGUGCUGCUUCUCUGUAUUCUAGUGGAGAUCAUCUAGUUUGUAGUAUCUCAUUGCACCAACAGCUGCUUAAAAUCUCUCAAAAGAAUCGUAGCCAGUAGCUCACCAGGUGGCAGGAAAUUUGUCAGUGUUCAGCUCCCACAAGAUCCAUGGUCCCCUCCACGAGCUGCCUUUGGAGGCUUUCUGGGACUGUCUGGGACUCAGCAAGACUGCAAUUCCUGUGUUCUUCCAAGAAGACACUUCCUUUACGAGGAGAAGCCACAGGAGGGAAGCUGGCUGUCUGAUGUUUGCACAAGUCAAUUGCCAGAAAUCUGGAAGAUGAACUUUCAUUAUGCCAAUGUUACAUGCACAGUUCAUUUUGGUGUUCAAAGGAUAGAUGCUGGGAAUUUCUGGUGGUUAUAUAUAUAUAUAUGUAUGUAUAUGUAUAGAGGAAGCUCUUAUAUAAACUGGCUGUUCAUUCCCGAGUGCCGUUGUCUUCUCUGCUCCCUCUCCCAGCCCUGUGGGUGUUCUGUUGCAGUCUGUGAGCGGUUGCUUGUCAAACCAUUCCAAAAACUUAACAAUCUACUUGAAUUCCAUGAGCUGCCCUUUGUCCCAGCUCCUCUGGAUGGAACAGACCUCUGCCUGCUCCAGCUUUCCUUGGGAGGGGAGAAGGGAGAGCUGGCAGAGGGCACAGAGGCAGCUCUGGAGUGACUGGAACUUGUGCAACUGGCACAUGGGGUGUUUAGAUGUGGUUAAUGUGAUCAUCACUGAAGCUGUGAUAGAACACAUGGAUUUGGCUUUUUCCCUAGGCUUCACCACGCGGGACUCCCCAGAACAGGGCUGGGUGAGCUCAUGGAGCAAGGUCCACCCUGUGCUGAGGGCGUGGGCUGCAACAUCACGUGUGUGUAUGUAUGUAUAUAUGCACAUAUGUAUAUAUUUAUACAACAGGUGUGCACCUUGGGUUUUUCUUUGGUGGUAAAAACAUGAGAUUUGGCUCCAAGUAGUGCUCUGAACUCAGCCAGGCAGGGGAAAGGUGUGAGUUUUGUGUGGCCACAAAUUUGUGCUUCUUUGCUCUCAGCUGCAGGAAAACCCAAACCCGACCUGUGGUGUUGAGGGACUGGUGAGGACAUGGUGAAGGAGCCUGUUGUAUAAAUAAAUGGGUCCUAGGAGCAGGAGAAGCAUCUCCUGCUCCCCACACCCUGCUUGGGGAGUUCCCACAUGAGCAGCAUGGGGUUUGCACAGCCAGGUGCUGUCCCUCCUCUUGCAGGUUGGUUCCAUAAGGAUUUGGAGUUACUGAAAUUCCUACACCUGAAGCUGGCAGUGAUCCAUGUGAAGGCACAACGGUUGUGACUGAUGCACAUGUGAGUCCCACCAUGUCCCCUCUAGCCAUGCUGGAUAGAGUCCCCACUGCUGUCCUCCUCCUCAGGCUGUUCCUGCUAGGGGCUGUUCCUGACAUGCAGCAUACCAGGGGUUCCUGGUUCACGGCAGAAAUGAGGGAAUAUUGGGGAGAUUUUUACUGCUGGCACCUCUGAAGUUCUGUUUGUGACCGUCACAACUGAUGAACUCCAAGUUUGCCAAUUCCAAACGUGCUGUUUCCGUGCUGGAUGCUGAGCUGAUCACUGUCAUUCCUUCCUCCCUCUCACCCCAUCAUUGCCUGCCUUGCUGGGGCAGGGUGUGGAUGGGUUGGUUGGUGUCACUGCUGACAUCCCAGGCAGUUUAUGUUCAUUUUGCAUGUGAGCAAGGCCCUGAACUGUGUCAUUCCUUGUGAGGUUUGUUUUCCUGGCCCCUUAAUGGAGCCAGAGGGAGCUGAGGAUGCCAGGAGAGACUCGCCUGCAUUUGCACUGCACUUCAACUCGGGCGGGGGAUAGAGGGAGCCCAUCUUUAAAAAAAGAAAAAAAUAGUUUAAAAAAACCCCAAACCAAACCCACCACAAUCGAAGUAUAAAUGCAUCUGAGAAGCAAAUAUAAUAUAGACAUAUAUCUAUUUUGUUAUGUUACUAAAGGACCAUACUUUGAGUUGUCUGUAAGUAGACGUGGCUGUCUGAACUUUGUGGAUUGUAACACUCGAUACUACUGAGCUCCUGUACAUACCCGUGGCGACAGCAGAAGGAAUUAUUUUCUGUUUUAGCAUGGUAAUUUGUGUCUUGUAUGUCCGAAUAUAAACUAAAAUAAAGAUUGCUAAGUUAUCGGAAACCACUGUUGUAAAAUAAAUGUUUUCAAUGCAGAAAUGCC